AUGCAGCAGAAAGUCGAACAGCCGCGUCCGCUGCCCGUUCUCCGCUGGUUCACCGGUACGCACGCUCGCAGAUCCUCCAAGUCGCACCCGAGCUCUCCAGGUCACUCGCGCACCGCGUCUCCACCCCGCUAUCCGUCCUCGGCGCCACCCUCACCCUCCACCCCUUCCUCCGCGACCUCAGCUCUCGCCGACGCCCUCCACGAUGACCCCCAUCUCGUACAAGCCCAUUCGCAUCUGGAGGCUCAACAGAUACAUAUGCCCGCUCGCCCAGAGGCCGCUCGCCUUCCUCCAAACCUCCGUCCAUACCGGCCCCCAUCAUACCUCUCCGACCUCGCUCGCAGUACCCUCCCAACCGCAGGUCUCUCCUCAACUCCAUCCGUGUCUUUCUUAUCUUCAACGUACACCGACCCGUUCGAUAACCCCUUUCCAGAGGAGUCCGAGUACAACCCUGACCUCGACGUGUUCUACAGCCCGACCCCUGUGCCACUUGUGAUACCCCACUCGCCCGCCCGAGCACACCUCAGCAGCUCACCACCGACGCUCUUCCGCGGCAGAUCCGCUUCGGUUGACACGCUUCGGUCGAUUCAGGAGCGAGGACGGGGCAUCCAUACCACACCCCCACAGGCACUCAGGUUCCCGACCUUGCCACCUUCCAUCCGCAACUGGUUUAACCCAGAGGGCUCCGACAACAAAGAGAAUUUACAUCCUUUACUGAGCGAGCAGGAUCAGGCCGAGAGUCCAGAGGCGGAGAGGGAUCACAUCCGGCAGAAGUACAAAUCGCCGCAGAACCCGUUAGUCUUCUGCCAUGGUCUGCUCGGCUUUGAUACGGUCAAUCUAGGGCCGUCGAUUGCACCUUUGCAAGUAGACCAUUGGCGAGGGAUCAAGGACGUCCUUCGGUCAAACGGCGUCGAGGUCCUUACCACACGUGUUCCAGCUACCAGUUCUCCAAUCGAUCGCGCCAAGGUACUCCUGGCGACAAUCAGCGAGGCGUAUCCAGGUCGGAGCGUCCAUCUUGUCGGACACAGCAUGGGCGGGCUCGAUUGCCGAUAUCUGACGACGCACCUGACGGACCGGCCCUUCAAGGUACUGUCAGUAACAACCAUCUCGACCCCGCACCGCGGCUCGUCAUUCGCAGACUACUUCCUGUCGACUAUCGGCCCAUCCCGCCUGCCGUCCGUACUCUCCCUGCUCGACCUCCUCCCGAACGGGGGAGGCGACGGACAGGCGUUCGAGUUUUUGACGGUGGAGAAUAUGCGUCGGUUCAAUGAGCGGACGCCGGACGUACCCGGGGUCAAGUACUUCAGCUGGGGCGCAACGUACGACCCUGGUCUGAUCGACACGUGGAAAUGGCCGCACUCGGUGAUCAUGGAGAAAGAAGGUCCCAAUGACGGGCUUGUCUCGCUCAAGUCGGCGAAAUGGGGCACGUAUCUUGGCACACUGGAGGAUGUGAACCAUCUGGACCUCAUCGGCUGGGUGAACACAGCGCGGUACAAGUGGGCGGAGAUCAUGGGCCGCGAAGUGAAGUUCAAGCCCGCGACGUUCUACCUGGGCAUCGCAGACCACCUGGCGCGCGUCGUGGAGGGCCAGGACGCGCCAGAAGUGGCGCAAUCUAGUGCGGAUGGUGAGGCACACGAAGUUGAUACAGCGAAGCGGGAGCAGACAAGGAAGGAGGGUGAGCGGGCGGAGAUGGCGGAUAGUCUCGCAAAGGGAAGCCCGUCCGUGGAGAGGGGACGCGUCGGUGAGCGGGCACAGACUGAUGAGCGGCGGGGCGUAUCGUGA
This is a messenger RNA of Sparassis crispa, 1779 nucleotides long. RefSeq names its product Lipase 2. Gene Ontology annotation, molecular function: triacylglycerol lipase activity. NCBI's taxonomy places the organism in Eukaryota, Fungi, Basidiomycota, Agaricomycetes, Polyporales, Sparassidaceae. Bases 1 to 1779 code for a protein of 592 amino acids. The transcript is spliced from 6 exons. The record is from RefSeq and is a predicted model, not a curated record.